AUGACACCACCAACUUCACCUUUUAAUAUGAAAGUAUUGACCGACACUUUACAAGUAAAUAGUUUCAUUGAUAAUAUAGUCAGUGGUACAUUCGAUGUCAAUGUGAAAAUUCAUGAAUGGUUCAGAUCAGAAGAAUUUCCUUUGAGUGUAUUGUUGAAAAUAGAUCAAUUCACCAAAUCAGAAAUAAUAUUCAAUCAUUCAUUGAAAUUCGAUAAUGGUCAAAUGCAGAAAAUAAUCGUACCAUUCACAGCACCAGUUAACGAUGACACUGUGAUUCGUGUGAGAAUAAGUCGAUAUUCUUCAUAUUGUGAGCAAGAUAUGGGACUCUACAUCAAACAUGAUGGUCAACCACAAUUGGAAACUGACUACGAUCGAAUGAAACGAUUGGAACCACUUGGUGGUAGUAUCUAUCGAUACUCGGAUAAGAAUGUAUACUACGGCCAUUGGACAGCGAUCAACAGCUAUUCAGUGGAGAAUCUGACCAGAUUUUACUUUGGUCAUGGUUCUAGCUCUUCAACAAGAGAUGACGGAAGUAAAUUAUAUGGAUUCAAUUCAUCGGGUGUCCAUUUGAAUCUCGAACAUUUUGCAGAUAUCGUGUGUCAUCAUGCUUUGAGAUUACAAUCCGAUUACAUUAUCCUUUACUAUACUGAUCAAAAUGGUGGCAGCGAUCACAAACUCACAGUACUAGCUAACGAUACCGAUGAUUUCGACACACACAAACUGAUAGAUUUAAUCCAAUUAGGAUAUAAACAUUGGAUAGAUUUGGAAUGUAAUUAUGAAACAAAAACAACGAUUAUGAAAAAGAUAAAAACGUCAUAUAUUUUAAACACAACUAGAUUUUCAGUCAACACACCCCAUAGCUAUGAAAACAGGUCUUAA
Molecule: messenger RNA, 879 nt
Organism: Heterostelium album PN500
Lineage: Eukaryota; Evosea; Eumycetozoa; Acytosteliales; Acytosteliaceae
Exons: 1
Coding region: 1-879 (292 amino acids)
Source: RefSeq, a predicted model, not a curated record